GUUAAACAAAACAGCAUGUUGCAAGAAAUAUCGACCUCGCAAGAAAUAAAGAACACGUUAAUAAUUAAUACAUAUCAAGAAAGCCACGAUGAUACAAAUGAUAAAAAUGUCAAUAUCGAUUCACAAGCGUCUAUUCCUUCGAACAACUUCAUUUCUAGUAACAAAUAUAGAAAUGAUUAUCAGUAUCUGGCUAAGACCAUUCAAAACGGGCAGUCUUCUUUAAUAGAAGAAAAGUUUGAUGGAAAUAAUCAUCAGGUUACCAUUCUUGUUCAAACCGAAGAGCCUUUAGUAACCAUUCAAACCAGAGAGUCUUUAAUGGAGGAACUACUUGAUACUGAUUCAGAAGAAACGGAGGAUCCGUUUGAAUUAAAAAUUG
Molecule: messenger RNA, 376 nt
Organism: Funneliformis caledonium
Lineage: Eukaryota; Fungi; Glomeromycota; Glomeromycetes; Glomerales; Glomeraceae
Source: the annotation of a GenBank genome assembly